GUCCUCAAAGGGCUUCCGUACGUCUUGUUUUCCCAGUCACGUGACACGUUAACACGUGCUUGGCCAGUGUUUACGAGAAGUGAUGACGGGUAGCGGACUGUAGUCCUGAAGCAGCGAAUGACUUGAGGGGUUUUAGAAAGGGGUUUGAUUUUAGCUUGCGGAGUGAUUACUUAAUCUCUACAGAAAUUAGUGAUGUUGCGAUGGCUCCUUGGGGGACGAGAAGCACAAGGGCCAGCCGAGAAGACAUCAUUGCUGUUCAUUGGGGAAGAACAACCAAAGAAUUGUUAUACAGAACUGCAGGUGCUAAAAGGGCACUUUGACAUAGUUCGAUUUCUGGUGCAGAUUGAUGAUUUCAGGUUUGCAUCUGCUGGUGAUGAUGGACUUGUUUUUGUAUGGAAUAUCCAGACAGGGGAAAGGCUUCAUGAACUCAGAGGCCAUACUCAGCAGAUCACAGCAAUUACUGGCUUCAAGAUGAAAACUGCAGACAUAUGGUGUUCCAUGCUUUUGACUGCCUCCUCGGACAGGACUAUCAGUCUAUGGGAUGUUGACAAUGGAAACCGAGUACACACUGUCUCAGAACUUCAGUCUUCAGUAAAAUGUCUUCAUGCCUUGGAAAGGCUUGAUUUAUGGCUUUCUGGAGGAAAUGAUUUGUGCGUCUGGAACAGGAAUUUUGAGCUUCUUUGUAAGAUGGAACCUUUUGCUGAUGCAGGAAUUACAACCUUUAUAGAGCUACCAAAGAACUGCAUUGUUGCUGCUGUGGAUAAAGAACUUAUUAUUUACAGACUGACUCUGUCAACAUGUGAUGAACAGAAGUGGGAUAUUCAGGAGAUCAGAAGACUGAGGGACCAUCAAGACAGCAUUCGGGCUCUGAUCAAUGUAAAUGACUGGGCUUUUGCAAGUGGCUCACACAUUGGUGAAAUAAUCAUCUGGGAUUCUUUGAGUUGGACGGUUAUUGCAAAUACACGUGUUUUUGCUGAAACAGCAAAUGCAAAUGAACAGCCAGAAAUAAAAAUAACACCAUUCAAACAACAGGAAAUGUCUAUACAGCAUUUAGCAUCUGAUGGGGAAUAUGUUGUGGCUGCUGUUGGAAAUGGCAUAUACCUCUAUAACCUUUUGACAAGAAAUGUGACUGCAUAUAAGAAGAAUGCCCAUGAUUCAAAUGUCCUACAGAUUUUAAAAUUUUCAGAAAAGCACCUAAUUUCCUGUUCUGAAGAUGGAAGUGUUCGUAUGUGGGAGCUUCAAGACCUUCCUCUCGCUGCAGAGCCAGCAUCCUCAGGAUUCUUUGGUAUGUGGGGGUUUGGAAGACCAACCAAGCCGACCAGCCAGCACUUGAAAAAGACACCAGAGUCUGCACCCCAACGCACUUUAGAGCUUAUGGGAGACCUUAUUGGACACUCUGGUGCUGUGCAGAUGUUCCUGUAUUUCAAAGACAAUGGCUUAGUGACUUGCUCUGCUGAUAAUCUCAUCAUUCUGUGGAAGGAUGGAGCCAGAGAGUCCAGAUUGAGAAGCAUCGCCUUGUUUCAGAAAUUGGAGCAAAACAGCAGAAUGUAACAAAUAUUGCAUAAAAAAUAGAAAAUCAGGUGCCCUUCACCUUUGGAAUCAAAUGUGUGUUUUGCUUUCAUUUGAAUGUAUCUUGCAAAGCAUGCAUAUUCCUUCACCAUCAUUUUGAUAUUGUUCUUAUUUUCCUCACAAUGUAAAAGUAGACUGGCAGUUUUUUUAAUUGUAUUGUUUUCAUAUGUAGCUUGUGUGUCCUGGGCAAAAUUUUUGUCUACACAAUUUUUACAUGUGUCUUUUCAAACCUUUCCACUUUUUUAUUGUCCUGUCAGUUGUUGCAAGUUGAGAAGGCCUUUUAGCAGAUGCCAUCCUUAUUGACAUCUCAGAAAAUUAAAGAAAGCCAAAAAGUUCUUGAAAUUGAAUUUGUCUUAUUCAAUUUUUUUGUUUUCAAAUAAAGGUUUUAACACCUGUUGAGUGUGGACUUGUGAUAACAGAAAAUAUAAUAUAUAGAACACUGCACAAAUCUGCCAAUCCCAUUACAAUACGUAGACACACUUAUAUGUAUAUUUGUAUUUAUAUAUGCAUGUGCCCUAUAUGUGUGUGUGUGUAUAUAUAUAUAUAUAUAUAUAUAUAUAUAUAUAUAUAUAUAUAUAUAUAUAUAUAUAAAACAAACUAAGUAUAACAGGACACUUGUGAAAAUUGAUGCCUGUAUGGUACAGUUGCGUGGCAGGUCUCAUUUUUUUUAGUAUUGCAUGUUUUACGUAUCGAGUAUGUGUGUGAUAUUCAACUAGUAAAAGUUUCUUUCAUUGUAAAAUUAUUUAUUCUACCAACUUUGAAAUUCAAGGUUCUUUUAAAAAAAAUAAACAGUUGUUGGAAGUAAUAAAGGUGUUUGAAUACUGAA
This is a messenger RNA of Polypterus senegalus (gray bichir), 2395 nucleotides long. RefSeq names its product WD repeat domain 41 (gene wdr41). Gene Ontology annotation, cellular component: lysosomal membrane. The transcript is spliced from 14 exons. Gene Ontology annotation, molecular function: protein binding. The record is from RefSeq and is a predicted model, not a curated record. Bases 193 to 1551 code for a protein of 452 amino acids. Gene Ontology annotation, biological process: regulation of autophagy. NCBI's taxonomy places the organism in Eukaryota, Metazoa, Chordata, Cladistia, Polypteriformes, Polypteridae.